Molecule: messenger RNA, 3820 nt
Organism: Eleginops maclovinus (Patagonian blennie)
Lineage: Eukaryota; Metazoa; Chordata; Actinopteri; Perciformes; Eleginopidae
Product: ribosome quality control complex subunit NEMF-like
Biological process (GO): ribosome-associated ubiquitin-dependent protein catabolic process; rescue of stalled cytosolic ribosome
Cellular component (GO): RQC complex
Molecular function (GO): ribosomal large subunit binding; tRNA binding
Source: RefSeq, a predicted model, not a curated record
GUCAGUUGUGCGCAUGUUUAGUCGAUCCCCUGCAUGUUUUCCUUGCUGAUGUUGCACUAGACAUGUGAAUUUCUCAGUAUUUACAUCUCGUUUUUUCUAAUUGUAGUCAACUUUCCGGUCACCAUGAAGACGAGAUUCACCACCAUGGAUAUCAGGGCAGUUAUUGCCGAGAUCAAUGCUAACUACAUUGGCAUGAGAGUGAACAACGUCUACGACAUCGACAACAAGACGUAUCUUAUCCGACUGCAAAAGCCUGACUGCAAAGCUGUUCUCCUGAUUGAGUCUGGGACUCGAAUUCACUCCACAGACUUUGAAUGGCCAAAGAACAUGAUGCCUUCAGGCUUUGCAAUGAAAUGCCGAAAACACCUGAAGUCACGGCGGUUGACUCAGAUUAAGCAGCUCGGGAUUGACAGGAUUGUUGACAUCCAGUUUGGUUCAGACGAAGCUGCCUACCACCUGAUUAUUGAACUAUAUGACAGGGGUAACGUCAUUCUUGCAGACCAUGAGUACACCAUCCUGAACCUGCUGCGGUUUCGUACAGCGGAGGCAGAAGAGGAUGUGAAGAUUGCUGUAAGAGAGCGGUACCCUGUGGAGAACGCCCGACCCCCUGAACCUCUCAUCAGCUUAGAACGACUCACUGAAAUCCUCAGCAAAGCAUCUAAUGGAGAGCAAGUGAAGAAGGUCCUGAACCCUCACCUUCCUUAUGGAGCCACUCUGAUAGAACACAGUUUGAUAGAGGCCGGACUGCUGGGCUCUGUCAAAAUUGACAGCCAAGUUGAUGCUGCUCAAGUUGCACCUAAAAUCCUCGAAGCCCUGCAGACUGCAGAAACCUACAUGGAAAAGACUGAGAACUUCAGUGGCAAAGGCUUCAUCAUUCAAAAGAGUGAGAAGAAACCAAGCUUAACUCCAGGAAAACCCACUGAAGAACUGCUUACGUAUGAUGAAUUCCACCCAUUCCUCUUUGCCCAACAUGCAAACAGCCCCUAUUUGGAGUUUGAUACUUUUGACAAGGCAGUGGAUGAGUUCUUUUCUAAGAUGGAGAGUCAGAGGAUUGACAUGAAGGCCUUGCAGCAGGAGAAACAGGCUAUGAAGAAGUUGGAAAAUGUUAAGAAGGACCACGUGCAGAGACUGGAGGCUUUGCACCAAGCUCAGGAGGUGGACAGAGUAAAGGGUGAACUUGUGGAGAUGAACCUGUCUGUGGUGGAGAGGGCGCUGCAGGUGGUGCGCAGUGCACUGGCCAAUCAGGUGGACUGGACUGAGAUCGGGAUUAUCGUCAAAGAGGCGCAAGCUGCUGGAGACCCGGUGGCCUGCGCCAUCAAGGACCUGAAGCUGAAGACCAAUCAUAUCACCAUGCUUUUAAAGAAUCCUUAUGUUUCCGAGGAAGACCAGGAAGAGGAAGGGAAAAAAGAUGCAGUGGAGGAAAAAGGAAAGAAAAACAAAAAUAAAGACAAAGGACAGAACAAGAAGUUGCAAGGGAACAAGCCCAUGCUGGUGGAUGUGGAUCUUGGCCUGUCUGCAUAUGCCAAUGCCAAAAAGUACUACGACUUUAAACGCACUGCUGAAAAGAAGGAACAUAAAACCAUUGAAGCGGCAGGUAAGGCUAUGAAAUCUGCUGAGAAAAAAACACAGAAGACACUAAAAGAGGUUCAGACUGUGACCACCAUUCAGAAGGCCAGGAAAGUCUACUGGUUUGAGAAGUUCUUGUGGUUCAUCAGCUCAGAGAAUUACCUCAUAAUCGCAGGAAGAGAUCAGCAGCAGAACGAGAUUAUUGUCAAACGCUACCUCCGGGCAGGAGAUAUCUAUGUUCAUGCUGACCUCCAUGGAGCGACCAGCUGUGUGAUCAAGAACCCCGCAGGUGUCCCCGUCCCCCCUCGUACCCUGACAGAAGCUGGCACCAUGUCUGUGUGCUACAGUGCUGCUUGGGAUGCCAAAAUCAUCACCAGCGCCUGGUGGGUUCAUCAUCAUCAGGUGUCGAAGACUGCUCCUACUGGAGAGUAUCUGACCACUGGAAGUUUCAUGAUCAGAGGGAAGAAAAACUUUCUGCCACCUUCUUACUUGAUUAUGGGAUUUGGAUUCCUCUUCAAGGUCGAUGAAGAGAGCGUGUCUCGGCACCGAGGGGAGAGAAAGGUGAAGACCAUAGAGGAAGACAUGGAGGACGUCUCAUCCAGAGCUGCUGAGCUGUUAGAGGGAGAGGAGCUGAUAGGUGAUGACAGCAGUAAUGAAGAUCAGGGGGAGGAAAGAGCAGAAGGAGAUGGAGAGGUGGAAAAAAAGGUUAAAAAGGCGGAUGAGGGCGAUGAUUCUGCGAGUGGAGAACUGGCUGCUGUUCCUGAGGACGCAGAGGAGGGUGGAGACAGUGAGGAGGAAAAGGAGAUGAAAACUGAAGAAAGUGAAGAGUUCAGCUUUCCAGAUACGACCAUCUCCCUCUCACAUUUACAGCCCAGCAGGAAUACUCAGAACCCUGGUUUUAAAAAGGAAGUGACCACUCAGGGGGAAGUAGACUCACAGGUGACGAAACACGUGACUGCCAAGCAGAGAAGAGAAGACAAGAAGAAGAAGCAGAAACAGGAAGGUUGCGACAUAGAGGAGAAAACUGAGAUUCCAUCUGCUGGCUCAGCAGUCGAUCAGGGAUCCAAAGGUGGAGGAGGUCCCUCCCAGCCGCAGCCGAAGAGAGGCCAAAGGAACAAGUUGAAAAAGAUCAAGGAGAAGUACAAAGACCAGGAUGAAGAGGACCGGGAGCUGAUGAUGCAGCUGCUCGGGUCAGCUGGUUCCACUAAGGAGGAGAAGGAUAAGGGGAAGAAAGGAAAGAAGGGGAAGGGGAAAGACGAACCUGUCAGGAAACCACCCCCCCAGAAACAACCUCCCAAACCUCGUAAUGUGGAGGCAGCAGUGAAAAAAACAGAUACAGCUGGAGAGGAGGGUGAUGAGGAGAGACAGCCCGCAGAGGAGGGAGGUGCUGCAGAACAGGAAGACAAGGAAGACGAUGUGGACCAGGACAACCCCGGAGCAGAGGAAGCAGAGAAUCUGCUCACCUCUCUGUCGGGCCAGCCUCAUCCUGAAGAUGUGCUGCUGUUUGCUGUGCCAGUCUGUGCUCCAUACACUGCCCUUACAAACUACAAACACAAAGUUAAACUGACUCCAGGUGCUCAGAAGAAAGGAAAAGCUGCACGCACUGCAGUUCUCAGCUUCAUGAAAUCCAGAGAUGCCUCAACCAGAGAAAAAGACCUGCUCCGCAGUGUCAAGGAUACUGAUCUAUCCAGAAACAUGCCAGGCAAAGUUAAGGUAUCCGCUCCGAACCUGCUGGCUGCCAAGAGGAAAUGAGGGACGGGUGAACACAGACGGGACCCUGCCCAACUUUAUCUACAUUUCAAGCAGAAGCAUCACAGUACAGCUGUUGAAUAUCAAUCAUUUAUUUUAAUUAUUGAUUGUGUUUGUUGACAUACAAUUUCUUCAAAAUGAAAACAUGUAAAUUAACAAAGCUGAACAGAACACAUCUCAUGGUAUGUGUUUAUUCUGUGAGUAUGAAGUUACAAUAUGCAUUGUGUUGUACAAUACAAAACAUCACGACUAUGUGCAAACCAGGCAAAAUUCAAACAAAGCCCUUCUGACAUCAGGCGUUUCAGUGCAACUUGGCUCGACAUCCAAUACACUCGCAGUAUUUGUAUUUUUUAGUAACGGUUUAAAUAAAAACAAAAUGCUACAGGAGCCACUCCUGAUAAUUUAAAAGCCUCUUUGAGAAUAAAGAACCCAAACAUUUCCUCACAAAUAUAUAAAUACCUCUCUGUAUAUAUAUGUAUAUAAAUAAAAAUUCACAUUUCUGUGA